This is a messenger RNA of Trichoplax adhaerens, 1482 nucleotides long. RefSeq lists its product as uncharacterized. Gene Ontology annotation, molecular function: 2-oxoglutarate-dependent dioxygenase activity; calcium ion binding. The transcript has 10 exons. The record is from RefSeq and is a predicted model, not a curated record. The coding region runs from base 1 to 1251 and encodes 416 amino acids. NCBI's taxonomy places the organism in Eukaryota, Metazoa, Placozoa, Uniplacotomia, Trichoplacea, Trichoplacidae.
AUGGCAGUUUCAUGGAUCAUUUGUAGUCUUUUAGUGGUCGCUUAUCAAGUCGAUGCGGACAUGAAAGGUCAUUUACAGCCGCUAGGCCAAGCAGGACCACUGAUUGAAAGCGCCCAAGUCGAUGGUUUCCCUAGUAUGAAAACUUUCUUCAAUGAAUAUGUGUGGAAGAGUGUUCCAUUAGUGAUGAAAGGUGCUGCCAAGACUUUUCCAGCGUUCCAAAGUUGGACUGAUGAAUAUUUCCUUUCCUUUCCGGAAACAGCAAAUUGGUCCAUGUUUGUUGAGAAACGAAAAAAAGAAAUUCGCAAUCUUGGUGGCGAAGAUGCCACCUUUAAAGAAUUUCUUUUACGUUACAACCAAACGGAUGAAUACCUGAUUGCCAAUGUUCCCCAAUAUCUCAAGAAAGAUAUCCAUUUGCCUUCCGUUUUGGCGUGUGAUGUUAUCAAAUAUGUCGAUGAGGUGAUGUGGUUUAGUAGUGGAGGAACCAAAUCUGUUCUCCACAAUGACGACGUCGACAAUGUCAAUUGUUUAAUCCGGGGUAAAAAAGAACUUAUUUUUAUUAACAAAAAAUACGAAAAAGAGGUAGCCAUUGAUCAUGAAGAAGGCAGCUAUUCUGGUGUGGAUGUGGAUAAGGUUGACUUGAAUAAAUAUCCUGGAUUAGGGAAGGUAGACUAUCAAGUUGCCCGCAUGGAAGCUGGCGAUUGUCUUUUCAUACCGUAUCACUGGUAUCACCAUGUCCGAUCAUACGACAGCAAUAUUGCAGUUAACGUGUGGUUCCAACAUUAUGAGAAACCUAUUGACCUUAGUUCCUGCCCGGCUAAUCCACAGCCCAAAGGUCUAGAUAAUUUUGUUUUCGAAACAGAAGCGAAUGAAAAUACUCAAAGCGAAAGCGGCGACAUAAGUUCUAUGAAAGGAUAUAUCUUAGACACGUUGGGCGAUGUGAAGAAAUCAGAUUUGAAAGGAUUUAUUGAUUUGAUGAAAGAGGAUAACGAAAAUUGGAAAUGGAAAGGAGAUGCAAGUGAUGACGAAAUUAUUACAAAGAUGUUUAAGGAAGUUGAUACAAACAAUGAUGGCGAAAUCAACAUUCAGGAAGCUAAUCAGAUUUCGAAAGCAGUUGAUAAAACUCUAAACGAUUUGGUAGCUUCGAUUUCUGUGCCAAUUUCAGGCCGAGAAGGCGGACCUCCCGAGGACGAUAAUGAAAACGUUGAUUUUGAAUAUGUCGAAGAUGAUAAUGAACAGCGUGACGAAUUGUAGUUGUGUUUUACCUUUGACAAAUUUUACUGUCUGGAAGACACUUUUGCGUGCAGUUCACCGUAGCUAUACGGCUGUCAUUUAAUUUUGGCAAGUAUUUUAUGUUAACUUGCAAUUGUUUAAAGUCUUUAUUUUUCUAGCUCAGAAUUUUAAUUUAUGGACAGUUAGUACGACAUAGAGCAUUAGCUAUUAUGUUGUUUCGCGAUAUAUUUAACUGGUAUUCGUAUAUUUUAU